This is a messenger RNA of Astrephomene gubernaculifera, 1461 nucleotides long. The record is from the annotation of a GenBank genome assembly. NCBI's taxonomy places the organism in Eukaryota, Viridiplantae, Chlorophyta, Chlorophyceae, Chlamydomonadales, Astrephomenaceae.
CGAAUAGUCUCCUAGGGUAGUGCAAUUGCAUUAUAGUUAUACUAUACGUAUCCUCGUAGUUCUCAGCGGCUUCCGUUAAAGAUGGCCCUCUCGAACUGCGUCCGCAUGGCCCGCCCCGAGGCGCGGCCAAUUGCUGUAUCCCGUUGCAGUGUAGUAUGCGUUCGCGCUGUUGCUGGUGGCGUACCGACCCCGGACAAGAAGACUAUUGUUGGAAAGGGCAAGCUAGUGGAGAGCAUUGUGAAGGAUGCUGACCUUACGCCGGCGCAGGCUGCCAAGGCUUAUGAAGCCUUCCUUCAGACCAUGCAGAGCGCCCUGGUGAACGGCGACCGGGUCACGCUCCCUGGAUUUGGCUCUCUUGAGGUUCGCGACCGCUCCGCGCGGUCGGCCCGCAACCCGAGGACUGGCGAGCCCAUGACGAUCGAGGCCUGCAAGACCGCGGCCUUCAAGCCGGCUGCCGCUCUCAAGGACGCGGUCAACGGAAGGGCCGCUCCCAAGGCCGAGAAGCCAGCGGCUCCUGCUGCCCCGGCCAAGCCCAAGGCGACCAAGCCCGCUGCCACCAAGCCCGCCUCACCCGCCCCAAAGGCUCCCGCUGCUAAGAAGCCCGCUGCCGCCAAGCCCAAGAAGUCUGCAUGAGCCGCGGCUCUCAUGAUGCGCUAGGUGGUCGUCCUGCGCGCUGGGAGGCGAGCAGCGAGGGUGCGGUCUGUUUGGAUGCAGGCCGGAGCUGGAGCAGUGCUGUUACCUCGCCCUUGCUUCCGGUACACCUUGUGGCAUGGUACUAAUGGGUGCCGGUACAGGGUACUCCGUCCGACAGGUUGUGCUCCCACCUUAGCCAGGAAUAUAGCCAGGAUACCGGUGGUAGUGGUAUUGGGGUAGGUGUGCAACUGCCGGCAGCAUGUGUGCAGUUGCUGCAGGAGUGUCGCUGGCAGGCGUGGGGGAGGAACUUGAGCAGCCGCUUGGCGGGGUUUCCCUUCCGAUCUGGGUCGGUUGAUACCACUCGGCAAGGUGGCAUAAACUGGUUUGGGUGCCUUGAUUACAUAUGUUUACAUGCUUACUUGUUCCAGCUGGGUGUUAUAGCUGGAUGCUUGCUCGCCUGGAGUCGCGCCGCAUGUGCAAGGCAUGGCUGCAUUUUGCGGUUUGACGGUCUUCUUGCAGCUCACUCCUGUGUUGUUGCCGCCCCCAGCGGUGUUGCCUGAAAAACGCUGUCCUUUUGAAUCGAAAAGACACAAGAGAAUAUGCGUGGGGGUAGAUAGCGGUUGGCCCCGGGCAGUCUGGGUGACAGGAAACGAUUGCGGUUGAGCAGAACACCUGUACUCUUUUUUAGGGUUUUAGGGUUUUGCUGGUUUUAGGGUUUUGCUGGUUUAGCUACCUAGUAGUGCGGAACAACGCAUCUGGGUUGUGUUAGGGCGGAGGUUGUGGACAAAGAAAGGAGGUCCGCAGCCCUCCGCGUGUCAGCGGGUGGCG